This is a messenger RNA of Symbiodinium pilosum, 3033 nucleotides long. The record is from the annotation of a GenBank genome assembly. NCBI's taxonomy places the organism in Eukaryota, Dinophyceae, Suessiales, Symbiodiniaceae.
AUGAAGGCCGGUCAUGCGUACAGGCUACCCGAUGAGGAGCUGUGCACUGAAGAGCAUGCCCACAACCUGCAAGCAGUGGCAGCUAAAGGCGAUGACCCAACAAACGGGGUUGUAGCAGCCGCAGGUCCGGGUGUGCACUCACAGAAAACUGUUGUUGGCUUGGCAUGCUGGAUUAGCCGGCACGGCGUUCAGAAAGCAAAUCUCACAUUCGCAAUGCCUGGGGCGGUGGUAGCUGCACUGGCUUUCUUGCCUGGGCGUGCGUUCCUUGCUGGCGGAGUGAACCUGCGUGCAAUGGUUGUGGCAUGCAUCUGGAACUUGAGUGAUGCAGGCACAGCCCGAGAGAUUUGCGAAGUGCGCUUAGACAUGCGACCUGGGCUGCGUUGCCUGGCCAUUGGACACGAUGGGAGUCAGCGGCAUCGUGAGGUUCAAAAAGAAGAGGUGCGGCGAUCCUCUCCUGCAGCAGUCAAAGAGCCAAGAACCAGAAGGCCUUCUCAGGGAGGCCUUUUUCCACCGUUGGAGUCUUUACCAGCUGCAGUGCUGGCAAGCAGUGGAUCAGAUUCGCGAAUCGUUGUGCACGAAGUCCGCUGUGGCUUUCGUACCUUCUUUGACAUCAGCGAACCUACAGAUACAGACUUAAUGCCACGGAGGCAGCUCUCACAAUUGGCUCCAACUGUGCUGCGCUUUGCAGAUUCUGGACGUUUGUUGGCUGCUGGGGACAACGCAGGUCGAGUUCACCUCUUCGUUCUGGGGCGACACAGGGCAGAAAAUGACAUGGUGCAGAUGCGCGUGCAAGCCCAUCGAGUUCUUUCCUUGAAUGGGCAUGUUUGCGAUAUCAUCUUGAAAGGUGAGCAGUUAUACAAGGCUGUUUGCUUGCAGAGCAUGCUGGACUCGCAUCCCAAACACCAAGAGCCUUUGCAUGGAGAUCGGGCGGUGCUAGUGUAUGAUCUCCUCAAUCCGUCGCUUGAGUUCAUGCUGCCUGACUUGAAGAUGAAAGCAGAAGACGCCAGCUCUGCAUUUGGUGCCCAGCUGGAGAUGUUGCCCAGUUUGUUGCACCAACAGUUACCUGGUUCAGGCUGGACGCUGCUGCACUGCUGCGCUUGCCGUGGCCAGGCGCAACAUGCACGGCUGCUCGUCCGGCUCUCGGCCUCGCCUUUCCAGCGGGACGCUUUGGGUCGGAAUGCACUGGAUGUUGCUCUGCAACACCAUGAAUUUGGGGUCGUGGAGGAUCUCAUGAUGGUUUUGAUGGAGCAGAAGCAUAGCGCAGAUUAUGGCCAUGCUUGGGAUCAAUUUGGCGAGAACGUGGAAAUCCUUGGCCGAGCACUUCUUGCAUCCAGCUUGCCAGCAGAGCAUCAGGCUUUGACGCAAACGGUGGUCCGUCUGUUGCGUCACAGAAUGGCAACCCUCCCGGACUUUCUCGACACGGUGUGCUGCGGCAUGCCGCGGCACUUUGAGGUCACAAGGGCCGGAGAGAAGCUGGAAGUUCUGCCAUCGCGGGCCGCCUUGAAGGAAUGCGACUUCGUGAUUCGCGCCUACAGUGCGCCAGUUUACCGUCCAGAAGCUCCUGAAUUUCAAGGCUUGGUGCCAACCUCUGAGGAUGUCCACACGCCUGAGCGGCCAGUGGAGAUCCGAGUAUGGUAUCUACGAGGCGCGCUUGAUGAGGACGUCGGCCUUAUACCAGCGCUGAAGGAGUCGGAGCAGGAAGAAAUCAUGCGGACCAAGUUUGUUCAUGUCCUUCUUGAAGAGCAGUGGGCAAAAGUGGGCCGCAGGCAGUUCCGUCUUGAGCUGGUAGUGUACUUGACGUAUCUCGUUGGCUUCGCGGGAUGGUGCAUCACUGGGCGUGCAAGCUGUGCGGAGCCUGGCCCACCGGACGAAGCCCAAGACUUCAACAACUUGAUUGGCUUUGCCUUCCAGAUGUUCCGCGUUGCGCUGGUGAUCUUCCAGCUCUUCUUUCUUUUUGAGGAGUGGAAGCAGCUCAACUAUGAGGUUCGCAGGGCAGAAGCCAAAACCAUGGUCGACAAGAUGCGGGCAGUGCUAGGUUACUUCACGACCUGGAACAACUUGGAUAUUGUCCGGAUUGCUUUGAUCAGCACAGCUGUGGUUUGGAGCGUUUUGGACCGUGAAGGUGUCUUCCUUGGGGAUGGGAAGAACCUCCUUGCCGUGACUACCGUCUUCGUAUGCUCAAGGCUCAUCAGCUUUCUUCGCGCGUUUCCCAACACUGGCCACCUUGUGAGGACUUUGAUCACGAUCUUUUGGGACUUGGGCGUGUUCUUGCGGCUCAUGGUCUUGAUGCUGCUGACAUUUGUCUUCGCCUUCCUCUUGCUUUAUGACCAGCCCUUCUCAUUGGAGGGCAUUGGUGGAACGAUGUGGUAUGUUUACGUCCAUGGCGUCUUUGGCGAUGCUGAUGAUGCACCGCCUGGUGGUGAUGAUUCGUCCUGGGUAGCACGUCUCCUGUUGAUGAGCUGCGUUGUGGUAAUGCUGGUUGUGAUGAUGAACUUUCUGAUUGCAAUCAUGGGUGACAGCUACGACAAGGUGCAGGAACGCGCUGAGGAAGCACGCAAUUUCAUGAGACUAGAGCUGGUUUAUGAGGCAGAAGUUGCGAAUGUCAUUCCCAAGAGACGUCAGCAGAAGAAGGCCUACGUUUUCACUUGCGAAGGUGUCCGCUAUGCUGGCGGUGGGCUGCAAGCCUCGCAGCAAGAGGCAAGUCGUUGGGAGGGUCGUGUGCGGCAGGUGGAGAAAGCAGUUCGGCGCGAGACACGGCAGACUUGGAUCACGUUGACCGAGCAGUCUGGCCAACUCGCUGCCAUUGAAGACCGCAUUUACGCUUUAGAGUCGAAUGUCAACCAAGGCCAUGCUCGACUCCAAGAAACCCUCGAGCGGCUGCUGGAUCAGGUGAAGAAUGAUCAUCGGCCCAGUGGAGAAAGUCCUCGGCCCAGUGGAGAAAGAGAGGAGGUAUCCCAGAAAGUCCCUGCACUAUUGCAGAGUGUAUUCCAGUCACCACGUGAUGGAAAAGGAGAAGGAGAGACAGCUGGAUGA